AAUGCGCCCACCAAAUUGAAUCUAUGCCCGUGGCGUCUCCUCUGUAUAAAGUAUAAACCUUCCCAACUUAAACCCUUCUCUUCCCCGGAACCCUUCCCAGAUUUUCCCGAGAAAAUGAAUCGGAAAAUCCGGGAGAGGGUGCUUUCGGCCUCAGAAGGGUCAAAAUUGUCGAGGUUUGGCUCUUCAAGACAUGAACUAAUUUUAUUGCCCUUUCCGUUUGGUUACUGAGAAAAGCAAUUCCAUGAAGGAUGCUGCUGUUAUUGAUUAUCAGCUUGCUACAGGCCGAUCAGGCAGACAGCCGGGGACUUCUGGAUACAAAAGAGAAAAUUUGUGACUGUUUGCAGUUACUUUUGCAACCACAGUAAUCCUUUUCAAGGAAAUUCUGAACUAAUAUUUGGAAGCAAUGACCAGGAGUAGUCAAUUUGCAAGGGCUAAAGUACCCUCAAUUAAUUACAGAUGUGGCCCCCUGGAGGGGUCUUCCUUUGAUCUUGCUGAGUUUAACAACAAAGGUUAUAACCCCACUUUGUCGGGUAAAAGUGAGCGAAAUGGUAAAAACUCUGAUCCAAUGUCUUCUGAGGUACUGAGCACAGCUGAGCUCAUCUCUGCAGUUGGGCAGAUAUGGAAUUGUGCAAGUCGUCCCCUUGCUCUUCUCCAACCUAAAACCAAUUUCAGGCACAAUGAUGGUGAAUUGCCCCAAGGGAACAUAUUUUGUAAUGCAGAUGUCAAGGAAAAUAUCAGGUCAUCUACCUGUGCUUACAGUGGGCAUUCCCUGGUUAGUGUGAUGGAUGCUGCCCAUUCUUCAUCCCUUGUAUAUGCAAACUUGGAGCACCUAUACAUAUCUAAGAAGGUAUCAUUUUUGGAACCUAAUGGUAGAAAUUAUAUUCAUUCUCUUUUCUGGAGAUUCAUGCAGAGUAAUUCCAACAUCUCUUGUAAGUCUUGGAAGGAAAAGACUACUGCCAGCAUAGGAAUUUCCUAUGAUUUGAAAAAUAUAUAUGGAUGGAUGAAUGAAAUGUCAGUUCCAGCAAUGAAACAGCUGGUAAACCGUUCUGUGAUUGAGAACAAGAAAAUCUGUGAGUGGCUUCCUCGAGAUAAUACUCCUACAAGUUACUGUACUUUAGGUGGCACGGCCAAUCCCACAAAUAAUCUUGCCAUUGCAAGUACUGACUCUACUGACUGCCAUGCCGAAAUAUCCAAAUGUCUGGACCAAUUGUCAUGUCAAAGUACAACCCCUGUGGCAAGCACUUCUGCUCUAUCUAUUUGCUCAUACCGUUUACUUGAGGGUCUUCAGAGGACAGAUGCAAAUGGCCAUAUGUUGACUCCAAUGCAGACGCCACAUACAGAUCUGUACAUUAAAAACUUAGCUUCAGAUAGUCAUGCAAGUGAAGAAAGCCAACAUGACAAUGAGGAUGGCAACUUGUAUGUGAAUAAAAUGAAUCAGCAGAGUGAAUUAGCACUAGCAGACAAAACAAAGAUGGAGGUUUGCUCUCCAACAAUUAAUAAAUCCUACUAUGGUCUAGCAAAGCAAGAGCAUGCUUUUGCUGGAGCAUUGGCUGGUAUAUUUGUUAGCCUUUGUCUACAUCCAGUGGAUACAAUUAAGACUGUCAUUCAGUCAUGCCAUACCAAUCAGAGAUCUUUAAACUACAUUUGCAGAUCAAUAAUUUCUGAUAGAGGUGUAACUGGACUUUAUCGCGGCAUUACUAGCAAUAUUGCUUCUUCAGCACCAAUUUCUGCAGUUUACACGGUCACAUAUGAGUCUGUGAAGGGAGCUUUGCUUCCUUUUCUUCCCAUGAAGUAUGAAUCAUUUGCCCAUUGCACAGCCGGUGGCUGUGCUAGUAUUGCUACUUCAUUUAUUUUCACUCCCAGUGAGCGCAUAAAGCAGCAGAUGCAAGUUGGUUCACACUAUCAAAACUGCUGGAGUGCAUUGGCUGGAAUCAUCAAAAGGGGUGGUUUACCUUCACUGUAUGCUGGGUGGGGAGCGGUACUCUGCAGAAAUGUUCCACACUCAAUCAUCAAGUUCUACACAUAUGAAAGCUUGAAGCGAUUGAUGUUGUCAUCAGUAGAACUGAAUGCUCGGCCUAACACAUUACAGACGCUGGUUUGUGGGGGAUUAGCAGGAUCAACUGCUGCUUUAUUUACAACACCUUUUGAUGUGGUGAAAACAAGAUUACAGACACAGAUUCCUGGAUCUGUUCACCAGUAUGAUGGUGUGUUUAACACUCUUGUAAAAAUAAGCAAGCACGAAGGCUUGACAGGUCUUUACAGGGGCUUGAUUCCAAGAUUGUUUAUGUAUAUUUCUCAAGGAGCAAUCUUCUUUGCAUCAUAUGAAUCUUUCAAGAGGCUAUUUUCAGUGGAAAUGCCACACCUUUAUUCUCAAAUGGAGUGUAUGCAAAGCAUGGAAGAUGACCGUCCAUAGUUCCAUCCAAGAGUUUGAUGACCUGUGUACAGAAGAUGACACCUAACUGUUCAACCUGUUUCAGAUGAGCAUGAAAAUUUUAGCUCCAUUACGUGCUUCUUCUUAUCGCCUAUACGUGACAGUCUAUACAUGCUUUGAGGUAUGAAUGAUGUAUCGAGGAACCUACAAUGGUGUUACGCUCAUUGAUGUGGCAAAAAUUCAUCAUAUAAAUUGCCUUCUUCGCCCCAUGAUAAGUUUAUCAACUUGUAGAGCUAGUUUGUGUGUAACUGAACUCAUGGUGUAGGAAGAACGUGUUCUAUGAGUUCUGCUCCCAAUUUUGUACACUUAGGUUUCCUUUUGGAGGUAGAUUAGUUUGGCCUUGUUUGUUAGGUUGAUGAUUCUUGUAAGGGGCAUACAAUUGUGUACUAUAUUGAGUAUAUUCUUUCUCUUUUAGUGUAUUAUUCAAUCACCA
This is a messenger RNA of Diospyros lotus (date-plum), 2864 nucleotides long. RefSeq lists its product as uncharacterized. The record is from RefSeq and is a predicted model, not a curated record. Lineage: Eukaryota; Viridiplantae; Streptophyta; Magnoliopsida; Ericales; Ebenaceae. Gene Ontology annotation, molecular function: S-adenosyl-L-methionine transmembrane transporter activity. Gene Ontology annotation, cellular component: mitochondrial inner membrane. The transcript has 10 exons. The coding region runs from base 404 to 2413 and encodes 669 amino acids.